UGAUAGCGUGUUGUAACUGAAUGUUAUUCUUUUUUCUAAACGGUGUUGUUGAUUUGUAUAAGUUAAAUUUUACAAUUCGAAAUGGAAAUUGAAAAUAUAGAUCGCAAAGGUACCAAACGAACCAGGUCCGUGAAUUAUAGCGUCGAAGACUGCCUAAAACUGGUGGACCUUAUCCGUCCACUAAAAAAUAUUAUCGAAAACAAAAAAACUGAUGCUGUCCAGUGGACGGAAAAAAACAAAGCAUGGGACAGUAUAUGUACGAGGUAUAAUAGUAUCACGACCCAGUCUAGAACGACAAAAGAAUUGAGGCAGAAGUACGAAGCCCUCAAACGUGAUGCUAGGAAAGACUCUGCUUUGCGGCGACAGGCCUUAUUGCAAACUGGAGGCGGACCAGGAAUUGAAAUAAAAAAUAACAUCGUACUGGAGAAAAUAAAAGAACUCCUCCAGCUUUCUGCUGACGGAUUGAGCAGCAUUUUCGACUGCGACCGGAUAUGCGAUGCACAAGUUUCUGUAGCAACUGUUGAACCAGGUGAGGUGCAGGAAGAAAUUUUGGAAACCUUAGAGGAAAUUGCAGAAAAAGCUUCAUGCUGGGAACAUUUACGAGAGGAAGAUUACUACGAAACUGUGGAACUGCAAGGUGUACCUGAUAGUACAUUGGCAACUGCGUCAGUCAUCUCUGCCACAGGAAAUUCGGAGAGAGAAACAGAUGACUGGUCAUCCUACAAGCCAUCCAUGCUGAGAAAAGCAAAAAAUUGUAAACUGAAGGAGAAAAUUGCUGCAUCACACGAUGAAUCGGAACGUUUAACUCCAAAUGUGCACUGUCUGGGGAAGCUUGCCUGGCCAGCAACACUUUUUUCCACGCAGAUGCAUGAAAAUCGUCAAGAAGUAUGCAGAGGAAACGGCCUGCAUUCCAUGACCGGCCAUUAUCAAUGAAUGGGGAGCGGCUCAGCGGUUGGGCAACGGAGAAAAGAAACCUUGCGCUUUGUCAGCAGGAGCUACUCCGAAAAGAGUUUGAGGCCAGAGAAGAGAGGGAGGAGAAGCUUCACAAAAUUGAAAUGGAGAUAAAAAAGAAAGUAUUAGAGAAACUUGAGUUGGACAUUAUGAUAAGGAAAAAAACUUUACAGGAAAUGGAAGACAAGCAUAAGUGUUAAUUUUAUUUUCUACUGUUCAUACAGUGACCAUCUUCAGUUUACAUUCCCUUUUCAAACAUGUAAAAUUAAUUCAACUUGUAACGUUGCAAGACCCCUGCCCUCCUAGCAAAAUAUUUUUCUUUUAAAUUGUUUUCAUGCCUGUAAACAUUUCUUAAAAAAGUCUCUCCAAGAAUAUUUUACCGGUUUUAUGUAUUUAAGGGUUGAUAUUUGCACUUGCUGUGUGUUUUAAUACUGUACUUUGUAUUUUAACAGACAUUUUCAAUCAUUACUAUUAAUUAUGUAAUUGUUCACAAAUAAGUCGUACUAGAUGUUUACCUGUUUUGGCCUACUUUUUCAGGUUUUUUCUAAAUAAGUUUAAUUUUGUUAAGUAAUUUGUAUUAGGACUGUUGUUUUUUUUAACUUUCAUUAACGUGUUACAUAAUAUUCUAAAACAAUGGACUUUGUGUGGGAUGUAAUAGAAAGAGACAGGUAUAUGGGACCUACGAGUGUGAGUGAGAUAGAAACGGUAAUUCCCCAGUAAGAGAGAGACUGUAACAAUAUCUUGUCACUGCGUGGGAACUCGGAGAGAACUACUCUCCGAUGAUGUUGGAGAGAGUAGGAGAAAGUGAAUCCCCUGUUUCUAUGUGUUAAAAUGGUUUUCAGUGUAUAUGUUCUGUGUUCUGAUUGGCUUGUAAUUGUAAGUGUGAAUGAAGAGUGUAUGUGAUAGGUCGGUGAGGUCAUGUGACUGCCUUUCCUGCGUGAAGGAACCAGUGCCAUGACUUCACCAGUCAUCUGUCGAUCGCUGCACCAGGAGGGCGCGUUACCCAAGAUGUAGAGAUUUUAAGGAGGGCAAAUUUAACGUCGGUAGCGAGAGCCAUGCCAAAGAUAAUAAAUUAAUCUUUUUUUUUUUUUGGACAUUUAACUAAAAAUUGCGGCUACCGACGUCAGCGUUUGGCUCAUGGCAAAAUUCGUUUUCGCUGGGUGCGGCCAGGUUUGAGGCUGCACUGAUUUCGUGCACUUACAGUAUAAUGUUACUGAAGGGCUUAACCUAUGUUAUUUUGCGUUUAUUUUCAUCGCCCGAGGUGCGAGCAAUUCUUGACUGACAGAUGUACGAGUUGAAUGAGUGAGAAAAAAUUUGAAAGUGAUUGGCUUCGUCUGUGCAGCAUUCUGUUUUGAAAAAAUAAAACAAAAACUACAAUUGGUGCUUAACAUCUCUUUUGUUUAAUUUUUUUAUGUAACAAAACAUUAUAAACUUUAUUUAUGUAAAUAUUUUGUUUAUCAAUUAAAAUAUAAGGUUAUAAGUGCA
Messenger RNA from Bacillus rossius redtenbacheri, 2436 nucleotides. RefSeq names its product fibrinogen silencer-binding protein-like. NCBI's taxonomy places the organism in Eukaryota, Metazoa, Arthropoda, Insecta, Phasmatodea, Bacillidae. The record is from RefSeq and is a predicted model, not a curated record. The transcript is spliced from 8 exons. The coding region runs from base 82 to 933 and encodes 283 amino acids.